AUGAAACUUUUAUGCUCAAUCCUCUCUACAUUUGUGCCCUUUACCCUGGGCGUCAAACAUGACGACCAGGCGGGAGCGGCUCGUCAGCUUAUGGAUACGCUUCACCAACUGACCAAGUUCUUCACUGGGCACAAGUACGACCGUUACGGAUGCUACUGCUUCCAGAACGGUCUCGAGAACGCCUUCUUCUCCGGCCACGGCGAGAGGCUCGAUGCAGCAGAUUCCGCUUGUUUCAAGUUUCACCAGUGUCAACGGUGUCUCGGAAUCGACAAUGGAAAGCAAUGCGACCAUCUCACAAAGUACAACAUCACUUUCGAGGAAGAUCCUAUCACUUUGGAGAAGUCCGCACAGUGCCACGACGAGGAAAACAGCUGUGGACGGAACCUGUGCGAAUGCUCGGUCGCUUUUGCCAAAGACAUGCAGCGUGUAGAAACAGACGCCGCAUUUGAGUGGAAUCUCGCCUUCUCGAAGUACUCGAUGGAGCGCGAAGAUCUCUGCGGAGUAGACCCCAACGCGAACACCAACAUCCGCGCCAAAUUGGUCAGCCCCGUCCAACUCAAAAGCUCUGGAAAAGACAACAACACCCAGUGCUGUGGCGACUACGCCAGCCACAGAUUCCCAUUCGACUCUCAGACCAAGGGCUGCUGCGGCAACAAGCUUGGUACUCCAGUCACACUCUCGAUUCUCUCCUAA
Molecule: messenger RNA, 693 nt
Organism: Oikopleura dioica
Lineage: Eukaryota; Metazoa; Chordata; Appendicularia; Copelata; Oikopleuridae
Source: the annotation of a GenBank genome assembly